GCCUCGGGGAAGGGGGGUGGGGGGGGCAGGACAAGAUGGCGGCGCUCGGUGAGGACGGGGCUGGGGAGGCCCCGUCGCCGUCGCCGCCUCCUCCCGGCCCCGGCGGCGGCAUCAACGUCUUCGCCAACGACGGCAGCUUCCUGGAGCUCUUUAAGAGGAAGAUGGAAGCGGAGCAACAACGGGAACGGGAAGCGGCGGCGGCUGCGGCGGCGGAAGCUCCCGGUAGCGCCGGGCCUGGGCCUCACCGUUCAACCGACGGCUCCAAGAGGAGCGGCGGCGGCUCGCUUGGCUUCGUUGGGCGCCGCCGGGCAGGGCCUCGCCUGGCUCUCAAAACCGGCGUCGUGGCCAAGAAACAAAAGACCGACGAGGAAGUGCUGACGAGUAAAGGGCGACGCCUGGGCCAAGUACAUGGCGGAGGUGAAGAAGUACAAAGCUCACCAGUGCAGCGACGACGACAAAACCAGGCCCCUGGUCAAAUAACCCCCCCCCCCAAGAAGAUUUUGGGGGGCAGGGGGAGGGGUUGGACCCCCUUUUGGAGCAGAGGGGGGGGGGUUUGACCCCCGUUUGGAGCGGGGGAGGGGGUUGAACCCCGUUUGGAGCAGGGGGGAGGGGUUGGGAGAUGAACCCCGUGGCUACCAAGGACUUGAGACUGGGGGUGGAUGGAAGGAUUUGGGGGGGAGGGGGGGGAAGGAUUUUGGGGUCCCCCCUCCCCCCCCACACUCCCUCUG
Molecule: messenger RNA, 728 nt
Organism: Colius striatus (speckled mousebird)
Lineage: Eukaryota; Metazoa; Chordata; Aves; Coliiformes; Coliidae
Gene: TRIR
Product: telomerase RNA component interacting RNase
Exons: 3
Coding region: 36-557 (173 amino acids)
Molecular function (GO): 3'-5' exonuclease activity; 5'-3' exonuclease activity
Source: RefSeq, a predicted model, not a curated record